AUGGAUGAAAAUACAAAUACGGAGCUAAAUUUUAACUCCUUAAUUUUACCACUUGAUGGUAAGAGCACGCAUCAUAGCAUUAACAGUGUUAGUAAUAAUAACAGUAACAAUGGGAACAAUAAGGGCAAUAAUAAUAAUAAUAAUUUAAAUAGUACUACUACUAUGAAUUUGAGUACUAAUAUAAGUAAUAAUAUGAGCGAGAGUGUGAAUAAUAAUUUGAACAGUAGUAUGAGCAGUAGUAUGGGAAAUAAUAUAGGAACUAAUAUGGGCAGUAAUAUGAGCCAUCAUUUGAGCAAUAAUAUGAGCAAUAAUAUGAGCAAUAAUAUGAGUCAUAAUAUUAGUAAUAAUAUAAAUAGUAAUUUAAAUAAUAAUAUAAAUAGUAAUUUAAAUAAUAAUAUAAAUAGUAAUUUAAAUAAUAAUAUAAAUAACAAUGUAAAAACAAAUAUGAACAGUAAUGUAAACAUCAAUUUGAACAACAAUGUGAACAACAGUAUAAACAGUAACAUAAACAAAAACGUAAACAAUGGCAUAAACAGUAGUAUGAACAAUAAUAACAGUAAUAAUAGUAUUAACAAUAUAAGCAGGGGGGGAGGUGUUGAAAAUGGUGGACUGAAUAACACAGCUGGACCAGUUCCACCAAUGGAACCUGUAGUAGUAGAAGUGAAAAAGAAAGUGGGUAGACCAAAAGGAGCGGUAUCAGCAAAUAAGAUAAUAAAAAAAGAAGAAAAGGUUUCUACGUCAUCUUCAGGCUAUCCAGGAGUUAGUUGGAAUAAACGAAUGUGUGCAUGGUUAGCUUUUUUUUAUGAUGGUGCAUCAAGAAGAAGUAGAACAUUUCAUCCAAAACAUUUCAAUAUGGAUAAGGAAAAGGCUAGAUUAGCAGCUGUAGAUUUUAUGAAAACAUUAGAAAAUAAUGGAAGAAAAAAAUUAACAAAGAAUAAAGCAGGAAGAAAUAAAACGAAACAUUUAAAUAAUGAUCAUUUGGCAGCAUUACAUAAUAGUGAUGUUGCUAAUAGUUUGAAUACCUUAAAUUCAAAUAACAAUAAUUUACAAAUGCAAUUAAUGUCAAUGAAUCCAGGAUUUUACAUGCAAAAUAUAAAUAGAAAUUUUAAUAUGUCAAGUAUGUCAGCUAAUGAGAGAAAUAAUUUAAAUAAUACUUUUAAUUCGUUAAAUAAUAAUUCUAGUAUGAAUAAUUUAACCAAAAAUAUGCAAGAGCAAAAUGCUUUAUAUAUUCACAAUAGUAAUAACUCGUUAUUUAAUAAUAAUAUGCAUUUAAUUAAUAACACGAAUAAUAACUUAAAUUGUAAUAAUAGUAAUAAUAAUAAUAAUAAUAAUAGUAACAAUGGUAAUACCAACUUGCAUUAUUUGAAUGAUCUAAUUUUUCAUUCAAAUUUGCUUCAAGGAGCAGCAGCAGGUGGUAGUAACGUUUCAUUUCAUGACAGAAAUAUGAAUAAUAGCGCAAACGACUUGUUAAAUUUAGAGGAAAAUUUGGGAUUGCAGAAAAAAGAAGUUGAAGGUUUAAUGAAUGCUUUAUUUAGACAAAAUUAUAAUAUGAAUCUAAAUAUGUCAAGUAUUGAUAAGCAUUUUAUGCAAAACAGUACGAGUAAUAAUAAUAAUAAUAAUGCUAGUAAUAAUAAUGGUAUAAGUAAUAAUAAUAAUAAUAAUAAUAAUAGUAACAACCAUCAGGUUAUGAAUACAUCUCCAUCACAUAGUGGUGGUGGAAAUAGUAACAAUAGUGGUAACGGUAACAACUCCAUUAACAACAAUAAUAGUGUAAAUAAUAAGAGUACAUCAAAUUCUAUUAACAAUAAUUCUUCGCAGAAUGCGCACAUGUAUAUUUCAAAUCAUAAAAAUGAUGCAUUUGAUAAUAACAGUAAUAGUAAUAUUAAUAGUAAUAUUAAUAGUAAUAUUAAUAGUAAUAUUAAUAGUAAUAUUAAUAAUGGUAUUAAUAAUAGUAUUAAUAAUAGUAUUAAUAAUAGUAUUAAUAAUAGUAUUAAUAAUAAUAAUAAUAACGAAUCUAAUAAUAAUAACAACCCAUCUAACUUAUCCAGUUUUUAUGAUUAUAAUUUUGACAUAUAUAGAGGGAAUUUAUCCCCCCAUUUACUUGAUAUGGUAAAUAGAAUGAACAAUGAUUUAAAGGAGGGGAAAAAUUUAGAUAAUCUAAAUGAUGAUAUAAAUGAUUUAAAUUUCCGUUUACAUGAAAACUCAGCAUGGAUAAAUCAACUAAGACAUUCCCAUAAUAAUUUAUGUAACAAUUUAAAUAACAAUCAUUGUGAUUUAUGUGAUACUAACGUUUCACCAGAUCAUAAUAAUAGUAAUAACUUAAAAAAUCAAAUAGAAAUAAACAAAAGAAAGAAAUCAGGUAGUUCUAUCCCUGUGAAUAAUAGAAAAAAUGAAUUGCUUGAUGAAAAUAAUAAUAAUAAUAAUAAUUGUAAUAAUAAUAAUAAUAAUAAUUGUAAUAAUAAUGCUAAUAAUAACUGUAAUAAUAAUAAUACUAAUACUUUUGAUAUGAAUAAUUUACCAUGUAAUUGUCCUGCACAGUUAAGAAACCAGAAAAACCAUAAUCUUUUUUGCAUGUUUUACAAUCAUUCAAAUACACCUCCCCCAAAUGAUAAUUCUUAUAAUUAUUUACCUUGGAAUAAUGCUUCUUCAAAUAAUAAUAUUAUGAAUAACAUGGAAAAGAGUGAAAAGUUAGUGGAUAACACAAAUGGUAAUAAUAACACGAACAGUACUAAUACAAACAAUAAUAGUCGAAAUGUAGGUGAUGCAAAUAACGUUAUUUGUAUAUCUACAAAUAAUAAUAAUAAUCCAAAUAAUGCUCUUCAGCAAAAUGCAAAAAUUUUAUCUCAUACCUUAGAUAUGAAUCAAAAACGGAGUUCUCACACGUCUCAGUAUUCUACAAACCCAAAUAUACAAGACAUUCAAAAACAAUUACACUUUCAAAAUCAGCAAAAUAUGAAUACUCCUGAAUUGCACAAUCCUAUGCAAAUAGUAAAGCAAGGUAGUGGUAAUAAUUACCAGCAAAAAAAUAUGAACAAUAAUAAUAAUACGAAAAAAAAAGGACCCAAAGAAGGCAGAAAAACAUUAUCAGGAGCACCGCAUGAUCUAAGUAUGCAACAUCAUCAGCCAUCCUCCAAGAAAAGCUCAGUUUCUUCCAAUUUUAUUGAACAUAAUAAUUUAUGUACAAAAUUAAAUAGUAUAAUCAAUUUUGAAUGGAUUAGCUCAGAUUUAAAGUUACAUCAAAAUGGAAAUAAACAAGGUUCAUUUGAUGAAAAUGAUACUUGA
Messenger RNA from Plasmodium malariae, 3282 nucleotides. RefSeq names its product transcription factor with AP2 domain(s), putative. Lineage: Eukaryota; Apicomplexa; Aconoidasida; Haemosporida; Plasmodiidae. The transcript has a single exon. The record is from RefSeq and is a predicted model, not a curated record. Gene Ontology annotation, molecular function: DNA-binding transcription factor activity. Gene Ontology annotation, biological process: regulation of DNA-templated transcription. The coding region runs from base 1 to 3282 and encodes 1093 amino acids.